UUGUGUCUCCUAAUCAAUUUCUGAAAAGGGGAAACAAGUAGAUAGUGUUCUUAUUGUGCAUGAAUUACAAGUUCCAACAAAAGAAAAUAGGAUCAUAUAUUUUAGUAAGACUAACUCUUUUGAACGAGAAUUAUGUGAUAAUUCUCAAAAGGGGAGAAUGGAUAACCUUGGAAGCAAUUGAGUCAAAAAUUGAUUCACAUAAUUGAUGAGAAUCUUGUUGGCUACUGUUACAUAAUACGGUUAUGAAAAGGAUAAAAAAUGUUAUAUUUCUUCAGGAAGAGAUACAUAAUCAACUUAAUGGAUUUAGAAUCCAAGUGGGAGAGGAACAUAAGUAAUAAAAGUUCCAAAGAUCCACCUAUUGACUUGACAAGCUUUGAAAAAUUGGAACAUCCAUUAUAACAGAACAAUCCAAGUGUUUGAUUUUAUUUUGGAAACGAAAUUUUAUAUGGCACAUGAGAAUACUAUUAUUGUCAGCAUAUAUAUUAGUAAAGGAGUGGUUAUGUUUAACUCUCAUGCUUCCACAACAAAAUGCAGUGUUGAACUAAGCUUAUUUUACUCAAAUUGUAAGCACUAAAUGUUAGUCCAAUCUUAUAUGGGAGAAUAUUGGACAAUAAUUAUUUUUCUUUUUUGAAAUAUCUUGAUUAUUUAAAAGUUAAAAAAUGUUUUAUUCCUAUUAUCCAAUCAACUCUUGAUGGUGGAAAGUCUAUCUACAAAAAUAUGUUUUGUAUCAUAUAGUGAAGUUGAAGUUGUUAAUGAGACACCAUAGAGAGGAGUAUGAUAAAUUGUAGCUUAUGAAGCAACAAUUAAAGAAGCAAUAUAUUUCGAUUAUAAGUGAUAUAAUAGAGUUAGAGAUAGUUUCUAUAAUAAACAGUUAAUCAUAUGAUAUUAUAAAAUAUUGUGCUAUUAAGUUAUUAACAAAGCACAUACAAAGAAUAUUAUUCUUUAUAAUAGUGUUUUUCAAAAAAAGAGAUAUGGUGCUUCUAUAAUGAAAUUUGAGAACUCAUUAACUAAGAUGUCAGCUCAAAGAUUGUCUGGGACAAAUGGGUACUUAGAGACAAAUACUAUUGGCGUUGAGUGCAGGUAGGAGACUAAAAGAAAUAUAUGCCCUAGAAAGCCAAUAUUAUUUACAUGUAAAUUUUGGGUAAUAUUAUGUUAUUAUUAAAUUGUUCUUAGAUCAUACAUUAGAUGAAACCAUAUUGAUUAUGGAGAUAAUCAACAAGGAGAUAUGAUUUUGUGAUCUGAAAAUUGUUCACAACCAUGAGCAUGCUUGGGAUAAUAUACUCGACAUGGUUGUCACAUGUUGUACUACUUACAUGAUAGGUGGUGAAUUUCAAUAAAGUAGAGACUCUUUAUAACAUAGUGAGUAUUUGUUUAAGACAAAUAUUAAAUUGGGUUAAUUUAGAAUAAUCUUACGUUAAUUACUAUCAAGAAAAGAUUAUUCUAUCCCCUAUUUAUAGAAUAUCCUUAGACUUGAAAAUGUUAUUUAGUCUUAUGUACAAGUUAUUUAGUUUUGAUAUUGUCAACCGGUGAUACCCAAUAAAUGGGAUAUAUAUAAACAUAUUGGACUAUA
This is a messenger RNA of Rubroshorea leprosula, 1570 nucleotides long. NCBI's taxonomy places the organism in Eukaryota, Viridiplantae, Streptophyta, Magnoliopsida, Malvales, Dipterocarpaceae. The record is from the annotation of a GenBank genome assembly.